AGGUGGCGGGAUUAACCCCCUCGGGGCUGGGCAGUGGCAGAACAUCGGCCCGGCCUGAGGGCAGCUCGCCUUGGAGAGCCGGGCACGGUGGGGUCCCGGCGUGUGGGCCGGACCGGGACGCGGCGGUGCCUGGCUCGGGGGGGCUGACCGCGCUGCGCCCACCCCUGGGCUGCGGCAUCGCAGCAGGCACCUGGUGGGGUCAGCCCCGGGCGGGCAGGCAGCCUGGCUGGGGUGGGAGUGAUGCGGGGCCCCCGCGUGAAGCACGGCGCGGGAGCCGGUCACCGUGUGUACAAAGGACUGGCCCGCCCCCCACACCCAGGGUUAAUAUAUUGGUGCAGCGCUUGGUGGAAGAUAAGAAUGGAUACAGAGUACCUCAAGAAAUGCAUAGGAAAAUGCUUAGCUGAGGGACUUGCAGAGGUGGCAGAGCAUCGGCCAGCAGACCCAAUUAAUUAUCUGGCAUACUGGCUUUACAAAUACAAGAAAAAAUUAAAUAAAGAAGAAGAGAGGAAGGUAGAGAGGGACCAGCUGAUACGAGAUCGUGCAAAGGCCCUGAUAGAACUGGAAAUGGUACAAAAACUGAAAGCAGAAGAGCUCCUGAUCAAGCAGAAAACUGAAGCACAUUAUCAGAAGAUAAUUAUUGAACAGUAUCCAAGAAAGAUGACAGCAGAACUGACCACCAAGUCUGGAACCUCUAAUUUGGCAAUGGUUGUAGAGGAUGAUGAGGACUAUUAUUUAGAGUGGAGGGCUGAUGAUAUGCCUUUUUAAACAGGAGCGAUACCUUAUGAGUGUAACAAAAUUGUAGUUUGAAGCAGAAGCCGUAGCAUGAUACAUCUGGCAAAAAUCAACACCUGGGACCGUGGACUAAUCUCUUAAAUCACUGCCAUGGAUGGUAUCUACACUCACAGAUGUAUGUCUCUAGUUGGUGGUCGGAAGGAGUUAAGGGAGGGAAAACCUGACCUUAAAUAGAAUCUAUACACCUUCAUCCAAAAAGAAAUGGAAUAUGUAUUCAAUAACCACACAGCUAUACAAGAGUGAUAAAACAAGGGUUGAAAAUCAAAUUAUAUAUUGCCAAAUGAAGAACAGUCAUAGUUUGCGAUUGAGUGGACAAUAUUAUGUGAGUAGAAAAGAAACUGGAUAAAUGUACUGCAUACUGACAAAAUAAACUCAUGUACACUGAUUGGCUGUGAACUAGAGUUCCUUGUGCAACAAAAUUUAUCUGUUGGAGUCAUGAAGGUACCUCUCCAGAGCAUAUCAGAAAUUAAGGACGCAAAUAAGAUGUUUGCUGUGUUUUUUAAAAAGCAACAAACUGUUCUAGCUUAAUGUUAACCUCUGCAAUUCACUGUCACAAGAAGUUCCUUCUCCCAUCUGGUCAGAGAAGCUGCUUGAGUCCCACAAUCCUGCUGACAUUAGAAGCAUUUCCUGUUUCCAUCUUUCAAGGGAGCUGGAUAGUUACAGUGAAAAUAAAUGGAGAAAAUCUUGGACUUAAAAGAGGAUUGUGCAAAAUCCAUUCCUUUCCUCCUCUCUGAAAACAAAAGCAACCUAUUUUUUGGGUUUUUCUUUCUCUUUCCUGUCUCACUCUGAAAUAUUUACAGGAGCAUAACAUAUAUGUGAAAGGUUUUUAGAUAGUAAAUGCAUUAAGUUUUAAUUUCAGCACAUGAAUGAAAACUUUAUUUUAAAAAGUUUAAAGUGAUAAGAACAACAAAUUUCUUGUUAUACUUGUUAUGAAACAAUAAGAAAGUUGUAGCAUUAGGUAAAAGCCUAGAAGAUGAAGGCAAAAGGGUGGUAAUGUUGGUGCCCUGGGAAAGGGGUAAAUGGCUAGUGGGUGAAGUCACUUGUCAUUGGAUAUUGAAGAGAGAUCAGUGAGUGAAGUUAUAAACUAUUAGGUAGAGGGGGACUUGGUUUGCUAAAAUUCAGAAAUGUCAGAUGUCCUGUCCACAUUUUAAAAACAUGGCUAAAUAAAGCUGGCUGGCUAGCUCAACUUUCUUUGUCUUCACAGUGUUGAAUUCACAAGGUAAUUGUUUCUAACUGUGGAAAAUGGAAUAGUUGAUAUUUAAUACCGUAAAUGAGUGAUUAAAUGAUGUUUGGUAAUCAAUAAACAUUAUCUGACUCAACAUACUUAAUAUGAAAGAAAGACAAGGUGCGUGAGGCAAUAUCUUUUAUUGGACCAAUGGUUGGUGAGAGAGAUGCUUUUGAGCCAGAAAGGUGGUCUUCAGGUCUGGGGGCAGGUGUACAUUUAAAACACUGCAUUGGCGCAGCUGUGCCACUGUAGCACUUAAAUGAAGAUGCUCCUAUGCUGACAGGAGAGUGAAUCAGCAUAGUUAAUCCAUCUCCACAAGAAGCAGUAGCUAUGCCGAUGGGCGAAUCCCUCCCGCCGACACAGCGCUGUCUACAACGGGUCAGGUCGGUAUAACUACAUUGCUCAGGAGUUUGGAUUGUACUACUGAUGUAGUUAUACUGAUAUAAGUGUGUAGUGUAGACAUGGCCUGGCAAAGCUACUCUGAGGGCAAGUCUACAUUACAAAAUUAAGUUGACAUAAAUUAGGUCGAUGUACAGCCACCGCCAUAAUUAAAUUGCUUUUUCAUAUCCACACUACACUCCUUGUUACGGCGGUGCGCAUCCUCACCAGGAGCCCUUGUACCUGUUUAACUGUCAGUGUGGGGCACUGUGGGAAAGGUUCUGAAAGGCAUCAACAGUUGCUGUAAACAAUGCAGUGUCUACACUGACACUGGAUUGACCUGUCAACCUAAGCCUCUUAAGGAGGUGGAGUUAAGUCGGUGUAGUAGGUGAGUUACAUCGGUUGGAGCUACAUUUUAAUAUAAAUGCUUACAGAGUUAGGUCAACAUAACCUAACUCUGUAGUGUAAACCAGGCCAGAGUCAUAGCACAAUUGCAAGGUGGAAUAGAUAGUGUAGUGUAAGUAGUUAGCUCAUAUUGUAAGGGACCAUUCUAGAGUGACCCGUUAACACCCCUGCAGUCAUAGGACAAAAAGAGGGAGUUAAUGGGUUACAGAUUGUUGUAAUAAGCCAUACAUCCAGUGUCUCUAUUCAGUCCAUGAUUUUUAGCGUCUAGUAAAGUUAUGAAUUUAAGCUCCCUGCCUUGUCUUUUGAGGAUGAGGACUGAUAGGUCAGAAAGAGAGUGAUCACUUUGUGAAAAAUAUUUAUCCACAGGUGAUAGGGUGUUUUGUCUUAUCAUUCACCUUUGUGAGUUAAUUCAAGAGCAUGGUGAUUGUCUGGUUUCACCUGCAUAGUUACUAUUGGGGCAUUUAGUGCACUGUAUGAGGUUUACCACAUUAUGAUAGGCAUGUGUAGGAUCCAUGGAUCUUCAAAGGUGUGUUGUGGCGGGUGUUGACCAUUGUAGCAGUGGAGAUAUGUCUGCAGGUUUUGCAUCUGUUGUGCUGGCAAGGUCUGGUGCCACUUUGAGUUGGUGUGUUCUUGUCUGUGGGGAGCUGGCUCCUGAUAAGCUUGAAGAGGUUAGGGGUUGUUUGGAAGCCAGAAGUGGAGGCUCAGAAAAAAUUUAUUUCAGGAUGGGGUCCCCAUCAAGUAUGGGUUGUAGUUGUUUGAUGAUACCCCAAUAUGGAUUCCAGUGUGGUGUGAAGGGUGACAACUAGGUUUGUGGUCAGAGAGGGUUUUAUUUCUGUAUUGAAGGAUGUUUUCUUGGGGUAUUUGGGUGGCCUCUUCCAUAAUUCAAUCUACUUCUCUGGUGGAGUGUCCUUGUUUGGUGAUGGCAGUUUUAAGUGCGUUAAGGUCUAUAUCCUGGACUUACUCUUCGCAGCAUAUUCUGAAUGCUUGGCUGUAGGUAACAGAUUUCUUGAUGCAUAUAAUAUGAAAGAAGUAGUAGAAAAAUAAAGACACAAUGGAAUGAGAAAAUAAACAAAUAAUUCUUACAAAGUUAAAUAUAAGCAUUGUCAAGAGUUAAGUAACUAGAUAGGAUUUGUGCUCAUCUCAGAGAGUGCAGAAAAUUGUAGGUGGAGGUGGUUAGUUAUUCUCCAGGAAUGAGUGCCAUUGAAUGAAACUUUGUCAAUUGAAGUAGAAGAGCAGAACGUUGAUCUGCAAGUGAGAGAUUUUCAGUGCCAUCAUCAACUAAAGGUAGUGGCAAUGAUGAUUUAAGUCCCCAUUCCAGGCCUUUGAGCAACACCUCAACAGUGUUUUCUAUGAAUCACAAAAUGAUUUUUAUAGGGAUAUUUGGCUCCAAAAGGAGAACUAAGGAUCACAUAGAUGUGAUUUAACCAUACACUAAACCCAACUGUUGCAUAUAGGUACAAAAUGUAAGAGAUGAAUGUAUUAAAAUUCAUGAAUGAAAUUAAAUUGUUCAUGCCUACUUGCUUAUAGAAAAGUAACAGUAUUCUUUGCCUGCAACUCUUUGCUUAUCAUUUCAUAAUUGUAAAAGAAUUACUCCAUGUCAUUGUAAACUUGUGGAGUAAUUCUGUUUGUUUCAAGUGUUAGCUCUUGUACAAGUAAGGGCUGAUGGUGUUUGGCUAGAUCCUGGCACAGAGCAGACAAGCUACUGCAGUGUUCCUCACUCUGAUCUGUCAAUUCACCUCAGCCCUAACUUGCUGCUUAUUUAUUAUUUUUCCAGCUCUGAUACUCGCCUGGUCAAAUACUCCCAAGUGUGCUAGAUUAUGGGUACAUACUAGAUUUCUGGUACAGUCAGAUUUACUUCACAGAUUAAGUUGUGGGGCAAAAUGCUCUUGAAAGCUUUGAUUGUACCCUAAUUUUGGACCUCCAGAGACUGCUAAAAAUCACUGAAAAAAGAGAAUCAAUGAAUAAACAGUAAUCCUGCCUUUUAGAUAUUAUAAAUCAUUCUUCACUUGUGGAAAUUAAAUAUUACAAAACAGAUAAUAAUGUGAUUUGAUUAUGUUGCCAAAAAGUGUAUUUGUUUAUGU
Mauremys reevesii (Reeves's turtle) is the source of this 4881-nucleotide messenger RNA. RefSeq names its product DPY30 domain-containing protein 1-like. The record is from RefSeq and is a predicted model, not a curated record. NCBI's taxonomy places the organism in Eukaryota, Metazoa, Chordata, Testudines, Geoemydidae. The coding region runs from base 241 to 765 and encodes 174 amino acids. The transcript has 5 exons. Gene Ontology annotation, cellular component: Set1C/COMPASS complex.